This is a messenger RNA of Acytostelium subglobosum LB1, 1494 nucleotides long. RefSeq lists its product as hypothetical. NCBI's taxonomy places the organism in Eukaryota, Evosea, Eumycetozoa, Acytosteliales, Acytosteliaceae. The annotation marks the transcript as partial. The transcript is spliced from 2 exons. Gene Ontology annotation, molecular function: ubiquitin binding. The record is from RefSeq and is a predicted model, not a curated record. Gene Ontology annotation, cellular component: ESCRT I complex. Gene Ontology annotation, biological process: protein transport; protein modification process; endosome to lysosome transport.
AUGAUGAAUAACAAUAUAAAUGAUAAGAUAAAUACAAUUACAACAUACUUUAGACAUGUAUUAUACAGAGAUCCAGGUCGUGUAAGGAAUGACUUGGCAGAUGUAUUCAGAUUCUUCCCAAACUUGAUGCCUGGUAUUGGCAACUCUUAUCGAAAUAAUCAACCAAUUACAUUGAUGUAUAUGUCUGGUACUAUACCAAUUGUAUAUCAACAGGUCACUUAUCAUCUACCGGUUGUGGUUUGGAUACCAGAGAGCUAUCCAUUCGCUCCACCAUCGAUAUAUUUGGAACCGACACCUGAUAUGGUAGUUGUAACAGGUCAUCCUCAGGUGGGCGAGUCGGGUCUAUGUCAUCAUCAGUACAUGUCACAGUGGAAUUGGUCAUCGACUGUUUCACAAUGUAUCAAAUUCCUUUGUGAUACAUUCAGUUAUUAUCCACCUCUCACAUCCAAACAACAGCAACAACAGCAACAACAGCAACAGCAACAGCAACAACAACUGAAACAACAAUCACCAACACACACUCAAGCAGGUGGUGGAGGAGGAAGUGGAGGAAUACCUAUGACUGGACCUCCAGCAUACGGAACAAGACAGAGCACCAAUUGGGACGUCCCACCACCUACAUACGCCGAGUCCAUCUCUCAGGCAUCACCAAAGAACAGCUCACCAUUGAGCACGUCACCAGUCAACGCACAGUUGCUCGCAGCACAGGCCGAGCAACAAAAGAAGCAACAACAGGAGCAGCAGCAGAGACAGUUGGAGCAGCAGCAGAAGCAGCAGGAGUUGUUGGAGCAGCAGCAGAAGCAGAAGCAGGAGCAGCAGCUGGCGGCAAAGGAGAAGGCUGAGCGAGACAGGGCGUUGGAGGAGUGUGUCGAGAAGCUGCAGAUCAUGCUGUCACUCUACUACGAGACGACCACAAAGGACAUAGAGGUGGCACUCAACGAGAACGAAACCCUGAGCGACCAGACGAACAAGCUGAGCCAGGACAUUGAGAUACACUCGGACGACCUCAAGUACUAUGGCUCUUUGAUUGAGAGCACCAAGCAAAAGGUCGAGCAGUUGGACGAGUGGAUCAAGGAGAACGACAAGAGCGAGAAUGACAUUGAUAUUGACGAACACUGCUCGCCCAAGGAGCCCCUAUCGCGACAGCUUCUCUCGCUGGUCUCUGAGGACCAGACGAUCGAGGACGCGCUCUACUAUCUUGACAAGGCGCUGCACACCAACCGCAUCACACUGGAAGAGUACUUGAAGAACAUUCGAUCACUGAGUCGCGAGCAGUUCAUGAUUCGCGCCACCAUUAAGAAGAUUCACCAACAGUUGCAGUUGGCCUACGAUCAACAUGUACAGCAACAGCAGCAAUUGCACUAUCAUAAUCAACAACAUCUCCAACAGCAACAACAACAGCAGCAACAGCAACAUCAAGUGAUGCAACACCAACAAGUGCAGCAUCAGCAUCAACAGCAACAGCAACCUGCGCAACUCUACCCAUCUUAUAUU